Agelaius phoeniceus (red-winged blackbird) is the source of this 600-nucleotide messenger RNA. It is a transcript of the gene SPATA46, whose product is annotated as spermatogenesis associated 46. The record is from RefSeq and is a predicted model, not a curated record. NCBI's taxonomy places the organism in Eukaryota, Metazoa, Chordata, Aves, Passeriformes, Icteridae.
AUGCUCUGGUCCACUGGAGGGGUCCUGCUGAACAGCGAGCUCCCCACCUGCACCUGCAGCAUCUACCAGCCCUGGGGUUCAUCCUACAGCUCCAUCUGCACCAAGAGAGCCACCCAGCAGUACGUGGGCAGCUUCUCCUCCAGCCUGCUUUCAGAAGUGUGAGCAGCUUUCAGAAGUGUAAGCAGCCUGACAACUUCUUGAAGAGCUCUCUUCUGGCUCCUCAGACGACUUCCAGCCUCUGAGAGGGACAGGCUGGCCAGCAGCAGAGCCAGCAUUAUGGUCCAGGACAAACUCACUGCUUCUAAGUGCCAGCUUGCUCCGCGUGGCUACCAGUGCAUGUUGUGCUGCCCCACCUUCCCCACACCACGGCUGCUCAAGACCCAGAUCCAGCACAGCUCCCAGGAGGGCUACACCUUCGAGAGAUUCUACUGCAGGCCCGAGGUCCUGGGGGAGCAGGAGGUCAAGGCACAGGAGGCUGCAGCCCCCGGGGUGUCCGUGCAGCCCCAGCAACCAGGCGGCUGCCACGGGAGGGCACUGCUCCAUCACUCCUGCCAGCAGCACAUUGAGCUGUUUCAGGAGCAGUCAGCUCCUGCCACAUGA